CCGGCGCCCCGGAGCUGCCGGAGAGUGUCCCCCCGGCCGGGCCGGCGCUGCGUUUCCCCGGAGGCAGCCGCCCGCGCGCCGCCGCUCCGAGCGCGCCGGAGCCCGCGUUCCCGGCGACAGCGGCUUCGUGGAUGCUGAAGGCUGCGCCCCAGCGGCGCGGGAGGCGCAGCGGCAAUGGGUGCCUUCGAAGUGUGGCUCGGGGUGGCCCUCGCACUGGCGGGAUUUGCAGCAUUGCCUCAGCAUUCCGAAGGUGCUUGUGUCUAUCAGGGUUCCUUGUUGGCGGAUGCCACAACUUGGAAGCCUGAUUCAUGCCAGAACUGCCGUUGCCAUGGCAACAUCGUUAUCUGCAAACCCGCUGUUUGCAGAAACCCUCGGUGUGCCUUUGAGAAGGGAGAAGUGCUUCAAAUAGCGGCCAACCAGUGCUGCCCUGAGUGCGUGUUGAGGACUCCCGGAUCUUGCCGCCAUGAAGAGAAAAUCUAUGCGCAUGGGACAGAGUGGACCUCCUCCCCGUGCAGCGUGUGCUCUUGUACUCAUGGGCAAGUCCGCUGCAGCCCCCAGCCUUGCCCACUGCUGUCGUGCGGACAGCAGGAGCUGGAGUUCAUCCCGGAAGGAAGCUGCUGCCCAGUGUGUGUGGGCCCUGGGAAACCUUGUUCCUAUGAAGGCCAUGUAUUUCAGGAUGGGGAAGACUGGCCUUUGAGUCGGUGUGCCAAAUGUGUGUGUAGAAAUGGGGUCGUCCAGUGCUUCACAGCUCAGUGUCAACCUCUGUUUUGUAACCAGGAUGAAACUGUAGUCCGAGUUCCUGGAAAAUGUUGCCCACAGUGCUCUUCCGGAUCCUGCUCUGCAUCUGGCCAAGUGUACGAGCAUGGUGAGCAGUGGAAUGAAAACGCCUGUACCACGUGUGUAUGUGACGAGGGUGAGGUCCGGUGCCACAAACAGGCCUGCCCUCCGCUAAGAUGUGAAAAGGGUCAGAGCAGGGCUCGGCGUCACGGGGAAUGCUGUGAGGAAUGCGUGUCUCCUGCGGGAAGCUGCUCGCAGGACGGGAUUGUGCGCUACCAGGAUGAAAUGUGGAAGGGCUCGGCCUGCGAGUUCUGCGUGUGUGACCGUGGCCAGGUGACCUGCCAGACUGGGGAGUGUGCCAGAGUGGAGUGCGCCCAGGGCGAAGAAUUAAUUCACUUAGAUGGAAAAUGCUGCCCUGAAUGCAUUUCGAAGAAUGGUUACUGUGUUCAUGAAGAAAAUGCAGGAUUCAUGUCCUCAAAUGCAAGUAAAGUUAAGCAUAUUCCAGAGGGGGAGAAGUGGGAGGAUGGCCCUUGCAAGCUGUGUGAGUGCCGGGCCUCUCAGGUCACUUGCUACGAACCCUCUUGUUCACCGUGUCCAGUGGCCACACUAGCCCAGGUGGUGACGGGACGGUGCUGUCCAGAUUGUACGUCAGUUCAUUGCCACCCAGACUGCCUGACCUGCUCUCGAUCUCCGGAGCACUGUGACCUCUGUCAGGACCCCACGAAGUUGCUGCGGAAUGGACAAUGUGUACACAGCUGUGGUCUGGGAUUUUACCAAGCUGGUGCUCUCUGUUUAGCCUGCCAGCCUCAGUGCUCCACGUGCACCAGCGGGCUGGAAUGCUCGUCCUGCCAGCCUCCGCUGCUGAUGCGGCGCGGCCAGUGUGUGUCCUCCUGCGGGGACGGCUUCUUCCAGGACCGCCACUCCUGUGCAGUCUGCCACGAGUCCUGUGCCGCCUGCUGGGGUCCGACGGAGAAGCACUGCUUGGCCUGCAGAGAUCCCCUCCGCGUGCUGAGGGAGGGCGUCUGCGAGAGCAGCUGUGGCCUCGGGUUCUACAACCGGCAGGGGAUCUGCAGCCCUUGUGACCAAUCCUGUAAGAGUUGUGGUCCCAGUAGUCCCAGGUGUCUUACCUGUGCCGAGAAGACAGUAUUGCAUGAUGGGAAGUGCAUUGCUGAAUGCCCCCAUGGGUACUAUGCUGCGGCCACUGGCAGAUGCAAAGCUUGUCACAAUUCAUGUGCCAGCUGCUCUGGACCCACGGGCUCACACUGCACAGCCUGCGUCCAGCCCUGGGCUCUGCGUCAAGGCCACUGCCUGUCCAGCUGUGGAGAGGGCUUCUACCCUGACCACGGGCUCUGCAAAGCCUGUCAUUCCUCUUGCCUCACUUGUCUGGGUCCAGAGCCCGCUCACUGUGUCCGGUGUAAGAAGCCCGGUGAAGGCCUGCAGGUUGAGCAGCUACCUGGCGCGAACAUCACCUCUGGCAAGUGUGUGUCUCAGUGUAGAGGCCAGUUUUACCUGGAGACCACGGGGCUGUGCGAAGCUUGUCACCAGUCCUGUUUCAGGUGUGCUGGGAAAAGCCCACAUAACUGCACAGCCUGCUGGCCUUCCCAAGUGCUGUUGGAUGGCCAGUGUCUCUCCCGGUGCCCAGAUAGUUACUUUAACCAGGAAGGCAGUUGCUCAGAAUGCCACCCCACCUGCAGGCAAUGCCAUGGCCCAUCGGAAUCUGACUGCAGUUCCUGUCACCCUCAUGUCACUCUUGCUGGUGGGAGCUGCAGGACCAGCUGUAAAGAAGAGCAGUUCCUCAACCUGGUGGGGUACUGCACCGACUGCCAUCCUCUGUGCCAGCACUGCACCGCUGACCUCCACCACACAGGCAGUGUCUGCCUGAGCUGCCAGAAUGCCCGGUACCUGCUGCUGGGGGACCACUGUGUUCCUGAUUGCCCUCCUGGAUACUUCGCAGAGAGAGGAGCUUGUAAAAAAUGUCACUCCUCCUGCAGAACCUGCCAGGGCACAGGACCCUUCUCAUGCACCUCGUGUGAUGCCGACCUUGUUCUGUCCCACCUUGGCACCUGCAGCACUGCCUGCUUCCCGGGGCACUAUCUUGAUGACAGCCGUGCUUGUCAGCCAUGCGGAGCGCACUGUGGAAGCUGUGAUUCUCAGGCCGGCUGUACCUCCUGCCGAGACCCAAACAAGGUCCUGCUCUUCGGGGAAUGUCAGUAUGAGAGCUGUGCCCCACAGUACUAUCUGGACUUCUCCACCAGGAUAUGCAGAGAGUGCGACUGGAGUUGCAACGCGUGCAGCGGGCCCCUGCGGACAGACUGCCUGCUGUGCAUGGACGGCUACGUCCUGCAGGACGGGGCCUGCGUGGAGCAGUGCUCGCCGUCCUUCUACAGGGACGUGGGCUUCUGCAAGAGCUGUGGCAACCACUGUCUCCAGUGCCAAGGCCCCCAUGAGUGUACACGCUGUGAAGAGCCGUAUCUCCUGUCGGAAGCCCAGUGUGUUCAGGAAUGCGGGAAGGGGUACUUUGCAGAUCACGCAAAUCGCCAGUGCACAGCCUGUCCUCGGGCAUGCUUGAGGUGUAGCCGCCGGGACCGGUGUCACCAGUGUGAGCAGGGGUUCUUUUUGAAGAGUGGCCUUUGUGUUUCCAGCUGUAUUCCUGGCUUCACCCACUCUAAUGGAACAUGUGCUGGCAAAAUGUCCACUCCUACUCUUCAUGUGAAUGGUUCUCUCACCCUUCCCAUUGGUUCGAUGAAGCCACUGGGUCUUCCCCUUCUGAAUGUCCGAGACCGAGAUGGCCGGCUGGAAGACCUCCAGUUCCGUGUUGUGAGCACGCCCACCAACGGUCAGCUGGUGCUCUCCAGGAAUGGAAAAGAGGUCCAGCUCGACAAGGCCGGCCAUUUUAGCUGGAAGGAUGUGGAUGAGAAAAAAGUGCGUUUUGUGCACAGCAAAGAAAAGCCCAGGAAAGGUUACUUUUCCCUGAAAAUUAGUGACCAGCAGUUCUUCUCUGAGCCACAGCUGAUCAACAUACAAGCGUUUUCAACACAGGCCCCCUAUGUGCUGAGAAACGAGGCCCUCCGUAUUAGCAGAGGAGAGAGAGGGACCAUCACGACGCAGCUGCUUGACAUCCGAGAUGACGACAACCCACAGGACGUCGUGGUCGACGUGCUUGACCCGCCACGUCAUGGCCAAUUGCUCCAAACACUUCAGUCCCCUUCAGCCCCGAUCUACCAGUUCCGGCUGGAUGAGCUCUCCAGGGGCCUCCUCCACUACGCUCACGAUGGCUCGGAGAGCGUGUCCGAUGUUGCAGUCCUGCAGGCCACCGACGGGCAUUCCUUUCAAAAUAUACUGUUCCGUGUGAAGCUGGUGCCCCAGAAUGAUGCAGGCCUUCGGCUUGUGGCUAAUUCAGUGGUGUGGGUUCCAGAAGGCGGAAUGCUACAGAUCACCAACAGAAUCUUACAGGCUGAAGCUCCUGGUGCCAGUGCCUCAGAAAUCAUCUACAAAAUUACCCAGGACCACCCACAGUUUGGAGAGGUGGUCCUGCUGGUUGAUAUGCCUGCGGACAGCCCCGCGGAGGAAGGGCAGCACCUGCCUGAUGGGAGGACAGCAACUCCCACCAGCACCUUCACCCAGCAUGACAUCAACGAAGGCAUCGUGUGGUACAGGCACUCGGGAGUCCCAGCCCAGAGUGACUCCUUCCUCUUCCAGGUGUCCAGUGCCACAGAUGCCCACACACAUCUGGAGAGCCGCACGUUCAACAUUGCGAUCUUACCGCAGACACCCGGGGCGCCUAAACUCUCGCGGGGAGCAUCUCUCCAUAUGACUGCUCGGGAGGAUGCCCUGACUGUGAUUCAGCCUCAUUCCCUCUCCUUCAUAGACUCUGAGAGGCCAAGCGGAAAGAUUAUAUACAACAUCACUGUACCUCUGCAUCCAAAUCAAGGGAUCAUCGAACACAGGGACCAGCCUCACUCUCCCGUCCGGUAUUUCACACAGGAAGACAUCAACCAGGGCAAGAUCAUGUACCGUCCUCCCCCGGCAGCUCCCCACCUCCAGGAGAUCAUGGCCUUCUCCUUCGCUGGUCUCCCAGAAUCAGUGAAAUUUCACUUCACAGUUUCAGAUGGAGCCCACACAAGUCCGGAGAUGGUCCUCACCAUUCAUUUGCUUCCCGCUGACCAGCACCUGCCGGCAUUCCGGGUCACAGCUCCCCUGCUUGAGGUCAGCCCAGGAGGCAGCGCUGCUAUAGGACUUCAGCUGGUAAUAAGAGACACCAAGACUGCUCCUGAGGAACUCCUCUUUGAGCUCCAGAAACCUCCAGAGCAUGGUGUGAUUCUGAAGUACACAGCCGAGCUCCAAGGGCCCAUGGCCACAGGUGACACCUUCACAUAUGGAGAUAUUGAGAAAAAUGUUCUGCAGUACCUACACGACGGCUCCUCUGCCCGGGAGGACAGCAUGGAGAUCUCAGUCACAGAUGGCAUGUCAGCGACAACUGUGGAAGUGAAAGUGGAGGUGUCACUCUCAGAGGACCGGGGGCCUCAGCUGGCUGCUGGUGCCUCUCUGAGCAUCACCGUGGCCAGUAAAAGCACAGCCGUAAUCAGCAGGUCACACCUCGCUUAUGUCGAUGAUUCUUCCCCCGACUCAGAGAUCUGGAUUCAGUUAAGUUCCCUGCCCACGUAUGGUGCUCUCUUAAGAGUGUCCGGACCUGAGGUAGAAGAGCUCUCCGAGGUCUCCAACUUCACAAUGGAAGAUGUCAACAACCAGAAAAUUAGGUACUCCGCUGUGUCUGAGACUGACGGUCUGGUUACUGAUGGCUUCCAUUUCUCUGUCUCCGAUAUGGACCGCAACCGUCUGGACGAUCAGAUGUUUACCAUCAUGAUCACGCCUGUUCAGAAGCCGCCCCCAGUCCUUGCGUUUGCUGACCUCAUCACGGUCGACGAGGGAGGGCGAGCCCCACUCUCCUUCCACCACUUCUUCGCCGCCGACGACCAGGACAGCCUUCGGGGCGACGCCGUCAUUAAGCUGAGCGCUCUGCCCCGAUUCGGCUGCAUCGAGAACGCGGGCACAGGUGAUCGUUUUGGCCCUGGAACUACCAGUGACCCAGAGGCGUCAUUCCCUAUUCAAGAUGUCCUGGAAAACUACAUUUAUUACUUUCAGAGCGUUCAUGAAAGCAUUGAGCCAACGCAUGACGUUUUUAGUUUUUAUGUAAGUGAUGGACACAGUCGCUCAGAAGUCCACAGCAUCAAUAUCACCAUUGAGAGGAAGAACGACGAGCCUCCCAGGAUGACCUUGCGGCCCCUCGGCGUGCAGCUGAGCUCGGGAGUGGUGAUAAGCAAUUCUUCCCUGAGCCUGCAGGACCUGGACACUCCAGAUAAUGAGCUGGUUUUUGUAUUGACAAAAAAGCCUGACCACGGCCAUCUGCUCUGGAGGGAAACUGCUUCUGAGCCUCUGGAAAAUGGAAGGGUUUUAACUCAAGGCUCCUCCUUCACCUACCAGGAUGUGCUGGCCGGGCUGGUCGGGUACAUGCCUGGUGGCCCCGGGGUGGCAGUGGAUGAGUUCCGGUUCUCCCUCACGGAUGGCCUCCACAUGGACACCGGGAGGAUGGAGAUAUACAUAGAGCUGCCUACAAGCGGCUCCCCCAAUGUGGCCGUAAACCGAGGCCUUCAACUCUCAGCAGGGUCUGUAGCACGCAUCACAGAGCAGCAUCUGAGAGUGACAGAUACUGAUUCGGACGACCGCCAGGUGAUGUACAUAAUGAAGGAGGAUCCUGGCGCGGGGAGCCUGCAGAUGGUGAAGAAUGACAACACCGAACAAAUCUCCGUGAGAGGCCCCGUCCGGAGUUUCACCCAGGCCGACAUCAGCCAAGGCCAAGUGGAAUACAGACACAGGAAAGGAGAAUCUGGCGGGAGCUUCACUUUUAAAUUUGAUGUGGUUGAUGGAGAAGGCAACACGCUGAUGGGCCAGUCAUUUUCCAUCAGCGUUUUGGAAGACAAUUCCCCACCAGUCAUCACCACCAACAAAGGGCUGGUCUUGGAUGAGAACUCAGCGGAGAAAAUCACCGCUCUGCAGCUCUCUGCCACUGACCAGGAGAGUAUGCCGACAGACCUGGUCUAUACCAUCACGAGACAGCCCGAGCUGGGCCACCUGGAACAUGCCGCCUCACCAGGUACCCAGAUUCGUUCCUUUACUCAAGCUGACCUGACUUCACGCAACAUUCAGUACGUCCACUCCAGCGACACCGAGAAACACUCCGACGCCUUCACCUUUAUACUCUCCGAUGGCAUUAGUGAGGUGACCCAGACUUUCCAUAUCACCAUACGCCCUGUGGACGAUUCGCUCCCUGUUGUACGGAACCUGGGCCUGCGGGUACAGGAGGGUGUGAGGAAGACCAUCACUGAGUUUGAGCUCAAGGCGGUGGAUGCAGACACAGAGGCCGAGUCUGUCACGUUCAGCCUCGUGCAGCCCCCACAGCACGGCAGCAUCGAGCGGACCACCAACGGGCAGCGCUUCCGGCCCGCGUCCACCUUCACCAUGGAAGACGUCUACCAGAAGCGGGUUAGCUACAGCCACGAUGGCAGCAACUCCCUCAGCGACCGGUUCACCUUCACCGUGGCGGACGGGACAAACCCCUUCUUUAUCGUUGAGGAAGGAGGAAAAGAGGUUAAGACAGCAGCACCUCAGCAUUUCCAAGUAGACAUCCUCCCGGUUGAUGAUGGCACUCCUAGAAUUGUCACCAACCUGGGGCUCCAGUGGCUGGAGUACAUGGAUGGCAAGGCAACCAACUUGAUCACCAAGAAGGAACUGCUGACCAUGGACCCAGACACAGAGGACCAGCAUCUUGUCUAUGAGAUCACAGCGGGCCCCAAACACGGCUACGUGGAGAACAAGCUACAGCCCGACAGAGCUGCUGUCACUUUCACACAGGAGGAUGUGAACUUGGGAUUGAUCCGUUACGUGUUACAUGAGGAGAAGAUCCGUGAGAUGAUGGAUAGUUUUCAGUUUCUGGUGAAAGACAGUAAACCCAAUGUGGUCAGCGACAAUGUCUUCCAUGUUCAGUGGUCCCUCAUCAGCUUUAAAUAUACCAGCUACAAUGUCAGUGAGACAGCGGGAUCUGUCAGCGUCACAGUGCAGAGGAGUGGGAACCUGAACCAGUACGCCAUCGUCCUGUGUCGUACGGAGCAAGGCACUGCCAGCUCCAACUCCAGGGUCGGCUCCCAACGCGGACAGCAGGACUAUGUGGAGUACGCCGGCCAGGUGCAGUUUGAUGAGCGAGAGGACACCAAGUCCUGCACCAUUGUCAUCAAUGAUGAUGACGUGUUUGAGAACGUGGAGAGUUUCACCGUGGAGCUCAGCAUGCCAGCAUAUGCCCUAUUAGGGGAGUUCACCCAGGCGAAGGUCAUUAUUAAUGACACUGAGGACGAGCCCACAUUAGAGUUUGAUAAGAAGACCUACCGGGUCAACGAGAGCGCUGGUUUUCUGUUUGCACCUAUUGAAAGAAAAGGGGACUCAAGCAGCAUCGUUUCUGCGGUUUGCUACACAGUCCCGAAGUCAGCUAUGGGAAGUAGCCUCUAUGCUCUAGAAUCGGGCUCGGAUUUCAAAUCUAGAGGGCUGUCUCCUGACAGCCGCGUGAUAUUCGGGCCUGGUGUCCCCAUGUCCACCUGUGAUGUCAUGCUCAUCGAUGACAGUGAGUAUGAAGAAGAAGAGGAGUUCGAGAUCGUCCUGGCAGAAGCUUCCAACAACGCUCGCAUUGGACGGGUGGCAUCGGCCAAGGUGCUCAUUAGUGGCCCCAACGACGCCUCCACCGUGUCCCUGGGCAACACGGCUUUCACUGUCAGCGAGGAUGCAGGUACAGUGAAGAUUCCAGUUAUCCGUCAUGGAACUGAUCUUUCUACCUUCACUUCUGUCUGGUGUGCAACACGGCCCUCAGACCCAGCGUCUGCCACUCCGGGAGUUGACUAUGUCCCCAGCUCUAGGAAGGUGGAAUUUGGGCCCGGUGUCACAGAGCAGUAUUGCACCUUGAGUAUCUUAGAUGACACUCAGUAUCCAGUAAUUGAAGGGCUGGAGACGUUUGUGGUUUUUCUCAGCUCAGCACAAGGGGCCGAGCUGACCAAGCCCUUCCAAGCUGUCAUUGCAAUUAAUGACACAUUCCAGGAUGUGCCCAGCAUGCAGUUUGCCAAGGAUCUGCUCCUAGUGAAGGAGAAGGAGGGUGUCCUGCACGUGCCCAUCAUUCGGAGCGGAGACCUGAGCUAUGAGUCAUCGGUGAGGUGCUACACCCAGGGCCAUUCAGCCCAGGUCAUGGAGGACUUUGAAGAGAGAAGAAAUGCAGACUCUUCACGGAUUACGUUUCUGAAGGGGGAGAAAAUGAAGAACUGUACUGUCUCUAUCCAUGAUGACUCCGUGUUUGAGCCUGAGGAACAAUUCAGGGUCUACCUUGGCCAUCCUCUUGGAAACCACUGGAGCGGAGCCAGAAUCGGGAAGAAUAACGUGGCCACCGUCACCAUAUCCAAUGAUGAAGACGCCCCUACCAUUGAGUUUGAAGAAGCUGCAUACCAGGUCCGGGAACCGUCGGGGCCAGACGCCAUCGCCCUCCUGAACAUCAAGGUGAUCCGCCGAGGAGAUCAGAACAGGACGUCCAAGAUUCGCUGCAGCACGCGGGACGGGUCUGCCCAGUCUGGGGUGGAUUAUUACCCAAAGAGCAGAGUCUUGAAGUUCAGUCCCGGUGUGGACCAUAUCUUUUUUAAAGUCGAGAUCCUAGCCAAUGAAGACCGGGAAUGGCAUGAAUCUUUCUCCCUAGUCCUUGGCCCAGAUGACCCAGUGGAAGCAGUUCUUGGAGAUGUGACCACUGCCACGGUGACGAUUCUAGACCAGGAGGCAGCGGGCAGUCUCAUAUUGCCAGCACCGCCCAUCGUUGUCACCCUUUCUGACUAUGACCAUGUAGAAGAAGUGAGCAAGGAGGGAGUCAAGAAAUCCCCAUCCCCAGGCUACCCGCUGGUUUGCGUGACCCCCUGUGACUCCCAUUUCCCGAAGUAUGCCAUCAUGAGGGAGCGUUGCAGCGAGGCCGGUGUCAACCAAACACUGGUGCGGUUCAGCUGGGAGGUGGCCGCCCCCACGGACGGCAACGGCGCCCGGUCACCCUUUGAAACCAUCACUGACAACACGCCCUUCACCAGUGUCAACCACAUGGUCCUGGACAGCAUUUACUUCAGCCGGCGGUUCCACGUGCGUUGUGUGGCAAAGGCUGUAGACAAGGUGGGCCACGUGGGCACCCCCUUAAGGAGCAACAUUGUUACCAUUGGAACAGACAGUGCUAUCUGCCACACCCCCGUGGUGGCCGGGACAGCCAGGGGCUUCCAGGCACAGUCCUUCAUCGCCACCUUGAAGUACCUGGACGUCAAGCACAAGGAGCAUCCUAACAGAAUCCACAUCUCCGUGCAGAUCCCACACCAGGACGGAAUGCUGCCGCUCAUCUCCACCAUGCCGCUGCACAACCUGCAUUUCCUGUUGUCCGAGUCCAUCUACAGACACCAGCACGUUUGCUCCAAUCUCGUCAGCACCCGCGACCUGAAAGGCAUCUCAGAGGCCGGGUUCCUGGACGACAGGGUCUAUGACAGCACGGCCCUGGGGCCUGGAUACGACCGCCCCUUCCAAUUUGACCCCAGCGUCCGGGAGCCCAAGACCAUCCAGCUCUACAAACACCUGAACCUCAAGAGUUGCGUCUGGACCUUUGAUGCCUAUUAUGACAUGACCGAGUUAAUUGAUGUCUGCGGGGGGUCUGUCACUGCCGACUUCCAGGUGAGAGACUCCGCUCAGUCCUUCCUGACCGUCCACGUGCCGCUCUAUGUGUCCUACAUCUACGUGACAGCCCCCAGGGGCUGGGCCUCUUUGGAGCACCACACCGAAAUGGAGUUUUCCUUCUUCUACGACACCGUUCUGUGGAGAACAGGAAUCCAGACAGACAGCGUGCUCUCUGCCAGGCUUCAGAUAAUAAGAAUCUACAUUCGAGAGGACGGCCGUCUCGUCAUUGAAUUCAAGACCCAUGCCAAAUUCAGAGGACAGUUUGUGACGGAGCACCACAGCCUGCCGGACGCAAGGUCAUUCAUACUGACUCCGGACCACCUGGGGGGCGUCGAGUUUGAGCUGCAGCUGCUGUGGAGCGCGCAGACGUUCGACUCCCCGUAUCAGCUCUGGAGAGCCACGAGCUCCUACAACAGGAAGGACUACUCAGGGGAGUACACCAUCUACCUGAUCCCGUGCACCGCGCAGCCCACACAGCCGUGGGUUGACCCGGGGGACAAGCCUUUGGCCUGCACCGCACAUGCCCCGGAAAGAUUCCUGAUCCCCAUCGCAUUCCAGCAGACCAACCGCCCUGUACCAGUUGUGUAUUCGCUCAAUACUGAAUUUCAGCUCUGCAAUAAUGAGAAGGUGUUCCUGAUGGACCCCAAUACAUCCGAUAUGUCCCUGGCAGAAAUGGAUUACAAAGGGGCCUUCUCGAAAGGUCAAAUCCUUUAUGGCCGAGUACUUUGGAAUCCAGAGCAAAACCUUAAUUCGGCUUACAAACUCCAGCUGGAGAAGGUCUAUCUUUGUACUGGAAAGGAUGGUCACGUGCCUUUCUUUGACCCCACGGGGACAAUCUACAAUGAAGGGCCACAGUAUGGAUGCAUCCAGCCAAACAAACACCUGAAACACAGGUUUCUCCUGCUGGACCGCAGUCAGCCCGAAGUAACGGAUAAGUACUUCCACGAUGUGCCCUUUGAAGCCCACUUUGCCUCCGAGUUGCCUGAUUUCCAUGAGGUCAGUAGCAUGCCAGGUGUGGAUGGAUUCACUCUGAAGGUCGACGCGCUCUAUAAGGUGGAAGCAGGGCACCAGUGGUACCUGCAGGUGAUCUACAUCAUCGGCCCCGACACUAUCUCAGGGCCCCGGGUGCAGCGCUCUCUCACGGCGCCUCUGAGGCGUGACCGAAGGGACCUGGUGGACCCCAGCGGCCGUCUGACCCUCGACGACUCCCUCAUCUACGACAACGAAGGGGACCAAAUCAAGAACGGCACCAACAUGAAGUCCCUGCAUCUCGACAUGCAGGAGCCGGUGGCGGCUGCUUCUCUGUCCCCGACCGGGGCGUCCAUCGGCAGUGCCCUCGCUGCCAUCAUGCUCCUCCUUCUGGUGCUUUCGGUGGCUUGCUUCCUCACCAGGAAGUGCCAGGAGCAGAGGGAGAAACCGCCCACGGAGGACUUUCUGGAGGAGUACCCUCUGAACACCAAGGUGGACGUGUCCCGGAGGAGCCCGGACAGGCCGGAGAAGAACCUGGGCAGACACUACUGCACGGUGUGGAACGUGCACAGCCGGGGCGCCGCAGAGGGUGCGUCUGCGUUCAAGGGCGCGCAGCUGAAGAAGCUGAAUCUGGAGGUCAGGGUUCACAACAACCUGCAGGACGGCACGGAGGUGUAGCCGAGGAGACGGAUCCCGUGUGUAUUUUUUUCUAAAAUCAUUUUUAUAAAAACGGGGGUCAAAUACUGGUAUUUUUAUAAUCUUGCAGUUGAAAAAGGGAAAUCUAUCGCUUUGAGUGGCGGAAGGCACACAUCACACGCAUCAACUCACAACUGAGCUACCUCACGGGACAAAGAACCACCGAGACCCCAGAGUUCGGGAGCAGAGUUCCUCGGGGAGACCUCGUGCAGGGUGUGGGCGCUGCGGACGGCGCCUUCUGCACGGCUGGG
This is a messenger RNA of Lontra canadensis (Northern American river otter), 12473 nucleotides long. It is a transcript of the gene FRAS1, whose product is annotated as Fraser extracellular matrix complex subunit 1. The record is from RefSeq and is a predicted model, not a curated record. NCBI's taxonomy places the organism in Eukaryota, Metazoa, Chordata, Mammalia, Carnivora, Mustelidae. Gene Ontology annotation, biological process: cell communication. The transcript is spliced from 74 exons. Bases 175 to 12204 code for a protein of 4009 amino acids. Gene Ontology annotation, cellular component: membrane. Gene Ontology annotation, molecular function: protein binding.